Molecule: messenger RNA, 675 nt
Organism: Ostertagia ostertagi
Lineage: Eukaryota; Metazoa; Nematoda; Chromadorea; Rhabditida; Trichostrongylidae
Source: the annotation of a GenBank genome assembly
AUGGGAUUACGUGGAUUGCUGGCCGGUGGUCUUCUUGCAGCCUUGAUGGCAUCGCUGGCUUCUGUGUAUAAUGCAUGUUCCACUCUCUUCACGAUGGAUAUUUAUAAAAAGAUGAAACCUGAAGCUGAGGAGAAGGAAUUGGUAAAAGUGGGUCGUAUUGCAACGGGUGUUGUCGUCAUCCUGGGAAUGGUCUGGAUACCGAUGAUGAAUCGUAUCUCUGAUACAUUGUACACCUACCUGCAAAGCGUGCAAUCCUACCUGGCACCACCUAUCGCUGCUGUAUUCCUGCUCGGCGUAUUUUUCAAACGCCUUAAUGCUAAAGGUGCUUAUACUGCGAUGGUCGUAGGUUUUAUACUCGGUUUGGUGAAACUGACAUUGGAAUUGUUUAAAAGCGAUCUUUCCGGACUGCUGUAUGAUUUCGCGACGAUCAACUUCCUUUACUUCUGUAUUUACUUAUUCCUUUUCAGUAUUGCAGUGAUGGUUAUAGUAAGCUUAAUGUCACCGAAACCCGACGAGGAUCAUAUCCGCGGUCUGACCUUCGGUACCACUGUAGCUGAAGAUCGCGCUGCCAGCCGGGCCAGUUGGAAUAAAUGGGACGUCAUUCUUUCCCUCAUUGUAGUGGCUAUUAUUGUUACAGUAUUUGUUUACUUCUCACCACUCGGUGUUGCGAAAUAG